This is a messenger RNA of Tinamus guttatus (white-throated tinamou), 1319 nucleotides long. It is a transcript of the gene TMEM74, whose product is annotated as transmembrane protein 74. NCBI's taxonomy places the organism in Eukaryota, Metazoa, Chordata, Aves, Tinamiformes, Tinamidae. The record is from RefSeq and is a predicted model, not a curated record.
AUGAGCAAGCAUCGUUUUCAUAUUUUAACAGAUGAAGAAACAGGGAUAAAGAGAAUUGAAGUCAUUGCCAGUGGACUUACAGUCGCAGGGUGUGGAAAAAAAUCAGGUUACUGGUUACCAGUAAUGGGCAGCUUUACCAGUGGGAUGGAAAGUGGCAAGAACAGCCAGCGAGGGGAGCGUCUGGAGAAGGCAAUGGCAGGAACCAUUAACGUUCAUGGCAUCUGGCACUGCGAGUGGCGUGCGCCUACGUGCAAGGCUGCCGGUCCCCCAUCCAUGGAGCCACCUGCAUGCAAGCGUGUCCCUCACGCCCCACGUGUGACCGUGGCUGGUAAUUUCACAUACUCAGCCUUGGGAAGCAGAGGCAUUUUGCAGGGAUUUAAUCUUCGCUUGACAAUUCUGGACCCCGCUGUCCCCGAGUGCUUGAGCGGAGAGGAGGGAGCGGGCAAGAGGAAGGGCUGCUGCUGCGCCCGGGAGCUUGAGACGUCGUUUACCUACGUGGAUGAAAAUGUGAACCUGGAGCACGCAAGGAGUCCCCCCUCUCCUCCAGACAGCGGCUGCCAGGGUGCCCCCGCGCAGCAGGACCCUCGCGGGACGCUCCCGCCGGCCUGGGGUCACCAUUCCCCGUCCCUCGUCUCCGAGGAAGAUGAUGCCGCCUCCGAAGCGACUUCGGGGAAAUCCGUAGACUAUGGGUUCAUCAGUGCCAUUUUGUUCCUGGUCAGCGGCAUUUUGCUGGUGAUUAUUUCCUACGUGGUGCCCAGGGAUGUGACUGUAGAUCCCAACACAGUGGCCGCCAGGGAGAUGGAGAGACUGGAGAACGAGAGCGCCAGGAUUGGCGCUCACUUGGAUCGAUGCGUUAUCGCCGGCUUGUGUCUCUUGACCCUGGGGGGAGUGGUGCUCUCCAGCCUUCUCAUGAUGUCCAUGUGGAAAGGGGAGCUGUACCGGAGGAGCAGGUUCGCCUCCUCCAAGGAGUCUGCAAAGCUGUACGGGUCCUUCAACUUCAGGAUGAAGUCUGGCGCAAAUGACAAUAUGUUAGAGCUAUCGUUAGUUGAGGAAGAUGUGCUUGCCAUAGAUAAUUAGUGUGGUCAUGACUUUUAAGGCAGCAUUUCCACAGGAAAAUAUAUUUAAUUAAAGAAAACAGAUGCAGCUUAAGAUAGCUGGUGAUGCAGUUAAUUUGUCCAACCUGAAUGAUUUUUUUUCGUAAGCUCUAUAACUGAAUGUUUGCAGUACAUGAGCACUUGUUGUAAAGGGAAAACGUGCCAGAGAAAAUGCAGUCAAUAUAAAAUGAUGAAAACCACUGAAUAAAAAGAGAUUGGUGAUAA